Messenger RNA from Aspergillus calidoustus, 1698 nucleotides. The record is from the annotation of a GenBank genome assembly. NCBI's taxonomy places the organism in Eukaryota, Fungi, Ascomycota, Eurotiomycetes, Eurotiales, Aspergillaceae.
AUGCCUGUAUCACACUUAACGUUGACCGUUUCCCACCUUCCUACCUCGACAUCAUUCUUCCUCUCCUGCCUACAGCCUCUAGGCUACAAGUUCAUUGGCCGUCAUGAUGACUAUAUUGGUUUCGGCCAAAAUUCCGAUGAACCUGCAGACUUUUGGAUAACAGAACAAAAGCCAGGGUUCCCCGCCGGCGCUGCUCAUGUUGCAUUCCCUGCCCCGUCAAAGGACGCAGUCCAUUCUUUCUUCAUCUAUGCUCUCAAAGCCGGUGGUAAACUCCAUGGCGAGCCCAAAACACGCGACUCCCAGUCAGGGUACUUUAGUGCUGCUGUGAUGGACAUGGAUGGGAACAGCAUCGAGGCCGUCUGGCGUCCCAGCCCCGAUGGUGGAAGCAGUCGAAGCUCUGUGGCCAGCAGGUCUAUUGUCAGCAAGCCUGCUCUCGCCCUCCUUGAGAAUGGCUCAGUCGUCUCAAAAGCCACCACCGUCAAGUCCGACGCCAAAUCCUAUGCAUCCAAGGCCAUCACCUCUGUGAGCCGGAAUGCUCCUUCAGAACGCGGCGGCACAGUUGUCUCGUCCCGUGAAAUCCAACAAGCGCCCCCGCAGACAUACGUCGUGCACACUCAUACCACGCAAAAGAGUGACGACAGCACCGCUGCCAAGACCAUAGUUGGCACACUCAUCGGCGCUGCCGCUGGUGCAGCAAUCGCCUACGCCAUGUCCAAGGGCGACUCAGAGACACCAGAGACAACCUCCACGCAACAAUACCCUCUUCCUUCUCCGCAGGAUUUUCGCCAGCUCCCAUCCACACCGGGAUUAUCACAAGCCCCUUCACAGAUCCAGGACUAUCAAAACUACCGAGCUAUCGAGGCUCCCCCUCCGGCGCGAAGCACCUACUCUCAAGCCAAUUCGCGCCCUCCCUUGACCCGGAGCGUGACAUCAAAGAACCCCUGGGCAAGUACCAUCUACGAAGGCACAGAGUACGGCACCCGCGGCCUCAAGGGCGGCAGCGUGUACAUGGACGACAUGGCCCGCCGCGCCUCGGAAGGCACCAUCUACAACCAAAGCGAGAUCCCCAUCCGCGCAAUCGAGUACCCUCCCGCUCUCGACGCCCAGCAGCAGUACCCAGGCGACCUAAGCACCCUGAUCAGCUCCUUCCGCGAGAAAUCCCGCAUCUCGGAAAAGGGCAGCGUCUACUCGACUUCCACCAGCAAGGCAUCCAAGACCCAGACCCAAUCCGUCCACAGCGCGUCCCACCACUCCAUCACAAAGUCCUCCAAAUCCCACGCCGGAAGCACCGCCUCGUCUACCCGGACGGCUCGCCAGAUCCCGCUCCCCGAGGGCUCAACGGCCUCGUACGCCUCAUACCGCUGGGGUGCGAAAUCCGCCGCGCGCUACGACGACGAUUUCGACGUCGAUACGCACGUUACGCCUGACGACUCGAUCAGCCAGGUCGGUGACUCGUCGGGGAGGUCGUCGCAUUCGCAUCGCUCGCAUCACUCGCAUCAUACACACAAGAGUCACACGUCCAAACGCUCGUCGAAAUUCGAUGAGCCCGUCAGACCGAGCGACAGUGUCAGUCAGGUCUCUAGUCAUGCCUCUCGCAUGACUCAGAAGACGGCCAAGGCUGCCGGAAGCACCGCGGGCGGUGGUUCUAAGGCCGGUUCGAAGAUGAGCAGUAGUCGCCGUGGAAGUCAGGUUGUCUGA